AUGGCGUCGACAGACCCGUCCGCGGGCUUGAUGGAUAUCGCAAGCUCUCUCACUCAGGAUGAAAUUCCUUUCAAGUUGCGAUGCGCUAUCUGCAAUAAGCUGGCCAUCAACGCGUUUCGACUGCCAUGUUGCGACCAAGCAAUAUGCGAAAAUUGCCAGCAGUCUUUGCCGGAGAGUUGCCCCGUCUGCGAUCAUCAUCCCAUCUCGUCCGACCUCUGUAAACCUAACAAGGCGCUUCGCACCACCCUGAAAGCUUUUCUGCGGACGGAGGAGAAGAAGCGGGAAAAGGACCGACCCUCCACGACACCGACCGUCGCGACACCUGUCGACGGCGCCGCAAAUCAGACAGGGGCUCAGACCACUACUGUCUCUGCUGGUCAGGAUUCUGGUGGUCCUGAGCCGUCAGCAGCUGCUCCAAGCGGAGACGGGAAGACUGAAGAACCUUCCGUUGACGCCACGCCAGUCGAGGGCCCGGCGGAGAAUGCAGGUGAGGUAGAUGGCGAGCCUCAAGCGCCUCAUGAGGGCCAGGAACCUGCCGACGGUGUCGCCGGCGAAAAUGAAGGACCCGAGGGCGCCGGACCGAACGGCACCGCUGAAGGCAGUGCGGAUGCUUCGGGCGAAGACGGUACCCAGUCUGGCCAGCAAGGAAUGGGACAGUUCAAUGGACCUACACAGAUGUUCCCGAACCCCAUGGGAUUUGGGAUGGCUCCGGGAAUGAUGCCGAACAUGGGGUGGGGCGGACCUCAGGACUUUAAUUCCAUGGGGCAGUUCAUGCCUAAUGCGAUGGCGAACUUCCAGAAUCCUAUGGGAAUGCCUGGGAUGGGUAUGGACCCGAUGGCAGCGGCUCAGGGGAUGUUUGGAGGUUUUGGGAUGAACAUGAAUGAUAUGAGCAAUGGCAUGAACAUGGGGAUGAAUUUUGAUGCAGGACAAGGGAUGUAUGGAGGAUGGGACAACUCACAGAACAAUAUGUGGAAUGGAGGCCAAGAUAAAUACAAUCCAACUGCAUUCGCGAAUGGUAUGGGCCCUGAUUAUGGCGCCUCAGGAUUUGCUGGCGGUUAUAAUAUGUCCCACUCCAACGGGAACUAUUCUCAGAUGCAGCAACCAUCGCAAUUCCCUAACCAAGAUUUCCAGAACGGGUACUAUGGCCAUGGUCCUGGCUACGGGCGAGGGAUGAUGGGUCGCGGCCGCGGCCGUGGCUUCUACUACCAAGGCGGCCGAGGUCGUGGCGGCUUCUUAGGACCGAUGAAUGCUAAUCAGAACUACCCAGGAAACAAUACUAACCAAGCAGCGUUCUCAAAUCAAAUACCUCCGCAGGCUCAGGAGUCCGACGCCCCUGCGCCCCAGCAGGGUGCGCCGUCUGAGGCGGAUGUUAAGAAGUUUAACGAAGAACUGGCUCCUGGAGGUGAAGAUGAUCUCGCCGAGGGCCAACCUAAAGAGGACAACACCAACGGAGCUGGUGUUUCUGCUUCUGAGACUAAAGACGCCGAUAAUGCUGCUGCGCCGGACGGUAAACCAGAGGAGACGGCGGGCGAAAAGGAGGCCUCAGCAGCGCCGCAAUCGGAGCAGCAGCUCCAGGGUAUUCCGACUAUCGAAAGUAUCGACCAGGCUUUUUCUCGCCCUCAGGCAAUCCCUACUGGCCCAACGCAUAUGAUGGAAGCGGGCUAUGGACGCGGGCGGCCACCCAUGCGAGGAGGCUUCUACGGUGGACGUGGCGGCUAUCCGAAUGGGAGCUUUCAGCCGAUGCCAGGCAUGGGGCAAGGCGUCGAAGGCGCGCCACAAGCACCUCGUGCCAUGCGUGAAGGACUGCCCAACACCAGCAUGCGAGGACGCGGCUUUCCGUUCCAGGGACGAGGGUCGAUGCCGCCGCAGAGAUCGGCCGAAGUCUCCAGAAGCGCAACUCCCGGAAAUGCCCGUCAAGAGGACACUCGUCCGAAAUCUCCAUCUCCGUCGCACUCUCGGGCACGGUCGAGGUCGAGGUCGCGAUCGCGAUCCCAAUCUCGAGCUCGUUCACGAUCAGAAUCCCCGUCCCGCUAUCACCGUCACCAUCGGGAUCGAUCCGAGACUCCUUACGACAGCGAAGAUGACAGGGACAGGAGGCGAGAGCGCCACAGACGGAAGGCUCGUCGAGAGGAGGAAGAAGACGGGUUGUCCAAGGGAGACGACGACCGUUCGCGCUCCCCAUCCCGGGAUGAAUCUCCACGACGCUCCUCGCACCGACGAGACCGGGACCGGGACCGGGAUCGCAAGAGUUCGCAUCGUUCGCACCGCUCACGCCGCCACCGCAGUCGUAGCGUAAGCCGGAACGGAGAGUCUCGCUACCGCGAUCGAGAGUCGGCUACCCCUGAGGAUUACGCAGUGGAUAAAGGCGAUCUUGCGAGUCGAAUUAGCAGGAGCCGUCGCGAAGAGGAGAGGCGUCGUGACCGCGAACGCGAGCGCGAACGUGAGAGGCGUCGGGACCGAGAUCGCGAACGAGACCGGGAUCGCGAGCGCGAGCGCGAACGUGAGCGAGAGCGAGAGCGAGAACGAGCUCGUGAACGAGAGCGGGAACGAGAACGCGACAGGGAGCGCAAACGAUCACGUCGCGACCGCUCCGAGUCUCCUGCCGAGAGUGACUCAUCCCGGCACCAUUCGCGCCGGGCCAAGCGAAGCCACCGAGAGGAAUCGCGGAGCGGCGAGAAAGACCGGCGGCAUGCGGCUGAUAAAGACCGGAGUGCAGCAGACGUGAAGCCCGCGAGGGCCACCGAACAGGAAAAAGAUCCGCACACCCUGGAACGCGAAGCCCGGAACCGAGAGCGGUUGCUCAAGGAACAGCAGCGGCGCGAGGCUAUGAACGCCGAGCGGGAGAGCAAAGUCAGCCGGCGUCGCGAGAGCCGGCACGAACGCAGUCUGGCAGGAGGGCGGCGCCUGAGCUACAAGUUCGAAGACGAGGAUGAUGAACUAGAUCGGAUCGAGGAGGAGCGGGAAGCAAGCCGUUGGGCAUGA
This is a messenger RNA of Rasamsonia emersonii CBS 393.64, 2982 nucleotides long. RefSeq lists its product as uncharacterized. The transcript is spliced from 6 exons. The record is from RefSeq and is a predicted model, not a curated record. The coding region runs from base 1 to 2982 and encodes 993 amino acids. Lineage: Eukaryota; Fungi; Ascomycota; Eurotiomycetes; Eurotiales; Trichocomaceae.